UUUAUAUAUAUAGAAGGGUGAGUGCUCUUCCCGGAUUAGCUAUGUAGUUGAUAUUCAUUCAUUCAUUCAUUCACAUCAUUUUUCUUCUCUGACCUUCUUUCUCAUAUUUAUUCUCUCUGUUUGGAUAUGCUUGUGGUUAAUUUGUUGAUAGCAGUUCAAAGUAAAUUAGGGGAGAGAGGUGUUCAUAUGCUUUGAGGGUUUGAGCUUCAAAACAUCACCUGAAUUCUCUCCCUUUCUUCCUCCUUCGUUUUGCAAUAUUUUCUGCUCAAUUCCGACUUUCUUCAAUCAACCAUAUUGAAUGUGUCGUGAUUCAUUGUAAAAGUUGAAGAUUUCAGGGUUUACCGGCGCACCCAGAUAGCAAAAACUCUAUCAGGUUUAAGGGCCGGCGAUUUUCGUUCAUGUAAUCAAUCUAUAACGCGGAUUAAUUUUGUUCUUUGUUGUUUUUGACGAACUUGGGGUUUUUUUUUGGUUCACAUUAAGAGUUUUCAAUCAAUUGUGGGGGUAAUCAUAACUUGGUUCUUCGGAGGGCCAGGGUUUUGAAGUAAUAGCAUAGGGUUCGCGUUGGCUAGCGCGUUAAAGAAUUGGGGAUUUGGGUUUAAAGAGUAUGGUUUCGUGUUUGCCUGUGUUUCCAUUGUGUUGUCAGGUCAGGGGUAGCGGUAUCUGAGUUUCUGGGAUUGGGUAGAACAUGAAUCGUAGGGUGCGUAGGAAGGUGAGUAGAAAAGGGAAGGAGAAGCUGAUUUUGCCAAGCUACCUUGAAAUUGAAUGUGAGAUAGCUGAUUUGGAUUUGAAACAGACAGUGGAUUGGACUUGUUUGCCUGAUGAUACAGUCAUUCAGCUGUUCUCUUGUUUGAAUUAUCGUGACCGGGCGAAUUUGUCAUCGACGUGUAGAACAUGGAGAGUUCUUGGUUUAUCUUCGUGCUUGUGGACUUCGUUUGAUCUUCGAGCGCAUAAAAUUGAUGCUGCAAUGGCUUCUUCCCUUGCUUCUAGAUGCAAUAAUCUUCAGAAGCUUAGGUUUCGUGGAGCAGAGUCGGCCGAUGCGAUAAUUCUUCUUCUUGCGAAGAAUUUGCGUGAAAUAAGCGGUGAUUACUGUCGAAAAAUUACUGAUGCUACACUUUCUGCCAUUGCAGCUCGACAUGAGGCGCUUGAAAGCCUCCAGCUUGGGCCAGAUUUCUGUGAGAGGAUUAGUAGUGAUGCUAUAAAAACAAUAGCCAUUUGUUGUCCUAAGUUGAAAAAGCUUAGGCUUUCUGGAAUUAUAGAUGUCAAUGCUGAGGCUCUGAAUGCUUUAUCAAAGCAUUGCCCAAAUUUGCUCGAUAUUGGGUUCAUCGAUUGUUUGAAGAUAGAUGAGAUGGCCCUUGGAAAUGUAGCAUCGGUUCGUUUUCUUUCGGUUGCAGGUACCACAAAUAUGAAGUGGGGUGCGGUUUCACAUCAGUGGCACAAGCUGCCUAAUUUGAUUGGUUUAGAUGUCUCACGAACGGAUGUUGGUCCUGUUGCUGUAUCAAGAUUAAUGUCGUCAUCUAAGAGCUUAAAAAUCUUGUGUGCCUUCAAUUGUUCGGUUUUAGAAGAAGAUGCUGGCUUCACUGUCAGCAAAUAUAAAGGCAAAUUAUUGCUUGCCCUUUUCACCGAUGUUGUGAAGGAAAUAACUUCUUUAUUUGUCGAUACUACAAAGAAAGGUGAAAAUAUGUUGUUAGAUUGGAGAAAUUUGGAGAAUAAAAAUAAGAGUUUGGACGAGAUAAUGAUGUGGAUCGAGUGGAUAUUAUCUCAUAAUCUCCUGCGUAUCGCUGAGAGCAAUCAGCACGGUCUGGAUAAUUUUUGGCUUAAUCAAGGAGCAGCAUUAUUACUUAGUUUGAUGCAGAGUUCACAAGAAGAUGUUCAAGAAAGGGCAGCAACAGGCCUUGCAACUUUUGUUGUCAUCGAUGACGAAAAUGCUAGUAUCGACUCUGGAAGGGCAGAAGAAGUUAUGCGGUGUGGUGGAAUACGUCUCCUCCUAAAUUUGGCUAAGUCUUGGAGGGAAGGGCUCCAAUCCGAGGCAGCAAAGGCCAUAGCAAACUUGUCCGUGAACUCUAAUGUUGCAAAGGCUGUAGCCGAAGAAGGUGGAAUCGAUAUUCUUGCUGGUCUUGCAAGAUCCAUGAACAGGCUCGUUGCAGAAGAGGCUGCUGGAGGAUUGUGGAAUCUUUCGGUUGGCGAGGAACACAAGGGUGCGAUUGCUGAGGCUGGCGGAGUAAGAGCUUUAGUUGAUUUGAUAUUUAAAUGGUCUUCUGGUGGUGAUGGAGUUCUUGAACGUGCUGCGGGCGCACUAGCAAAUUUGGCAGCUGACGAUAGGUGUAGUACUGAAGUUGCUUUAGCCGGUGGCGUGCAUGCUUUGGUGAUGCUUGCUCGCAAUUGCAAGUUCGAAGGAGUGCAAGAACAGGCAGCUCGCGCAUUGGCAAAUUUGGCUGCCCACGGUGAUAGCAACACAAACAACUCUGCUGUUGGACAAGAGGCAGGUGCACUUGAAGCACUUGUCCAACUCACACAUUCUCCUCAUGAAGGUGUCAGGCAAGAAGCUGCUGGAGCCCUAUGGAACUUAUCAUUUGAUGACAGAAAUAGAGAAGCGAUUGCAGCUGCA
Messenger RNA from Cucurbita maxima (winter squash), 2605 nucleotides. Its product is annotated as protein ARABIDILLO 1-like. Gene Ontology annotation, molecular function: protein binding. Lineage: Eukaryota; Viridiplantae; Streptophyta; Magnoliopsida; Cucurbitales; Cucurbitaceae. The annotation marks the transcript as partial. The record is from RefSeq and is a predicted model, not a curated record. The transcript has 6 exons.